This is a messenger RNA of Botrytis cinerea B05.10, 2766 nucleotides long. RefSeq lists its product as hypothetical. Gene Ontology annotation, biological process: nucleotide catabolic process. Gene Ontology annotation, cellular component: cytosol. Lineage: Eukaryota; Fungi; Ascomycota; Leotiomycetes; Helotiales; Sclerotiniaceae. The record is from RefSeq and is a predicted model, not a curated record. The coding region runs from base 502 to 2376 and encodes 624 amino acids. The transcript is spliced from 2 exons. Gene Ontology annotation, molecular function: hydrolase activity.
GAAAGAAGGAAGGAAGGAAGAGAAGCUCCCCGCCACAUGAUUAAACAAGACAGAACAAGCACUCUCUGCCUGGGACCCAUGCGAAGGUAGGUUGGUAUGGUCUCACUACAUUGACUGUAUGGAUACUGGAUACUGUAUAUUAGUCUAGCUUAGUUUAUCAGGCUAUCUAUUUGUCUAUCUCUAUCUCGGUCUCCAUAUCUAUAUCCAUAUCUAUAUCUACAUCUCUAAGCCCUCCAUCAUCCCUCUCGGUUCAUCGCACUUUUUAUGAGUACUGGGUGCAUAUCGUUCAUUGCCUCUCUGAGAGUUCUAUUGCCCAGCUACUGCUCUAAGCGUUCGUAGUUUAGCACAAACUCACUUCACACACCUCGAUUGGCAGAAGUCGCUCAUCAUUCAAGUAUUCACUUCAACAUUCAACCCCCCGCCCGGAUAACAUUGCUUAUUGCCUGAGACUUACGUUGACCUCCCAUGUGCCAUUGCUCACAAUAUCAAGAACAUUAGAAGAUGGCAAAACAUCUACUGACCCUAACCGGUCUUCUCACAUCUCUCGCGGCAGGCGCCCAACCUUCUGCGCCAGCUGCUAUUGCGGCACCUAUGAGACCAUUGCAAUGGGGGCAACUCAAUUUUCUACAAACCACAGAUACUCAUGGAUGGCAUGCAGGUCAUCUACAAGAGGCCCAGUACUCUGCGGACUGGGGUGAUUACAUAUCAUUCGCAGAGCAGAUGAAGAAGCAAGCGGAUGAUAAAGGGGUGGAUCUUUUACUUGUCGAUACAGGAGAUCGGAUUGAGGGAAAUGGGUUGUACGACGCAUCAGAUCCCAAAGGACAAUACACAUAUGAUAUCUUCAGGGAGCAACAAAUCGACAUCAUCUGUACUGGGAACCAUGAGUUAUAUAAAGCAGAUGCCGCAGCUCGAGAAUACGAUCGAACGGUGCCAAACUUUAACGGCAAUUAUCUUGCUUCAAAUCUCGACUACAUAAAUCCAAAGACCGGUGAACAAAUUCCAAUGGCAAAACGAUAUCGCAAGUUUACAACAAAGAAUCAGGGGAUCAAAGUGGUAGCAUUUGGAUUUCUCUUCGAUUUCAAUAGAAACGCCAACAAUACAGUUGUACAAGAAGUCGAAAAGACUAUCAAAGAAGAAUGGUUCCAACAAGCAAUUCGAGAAGAUGCUGAUUUGUUUGUGGUUAUUGGACAUGUAACUCUGGAUGGACCGGAGUACAAGGCCAUUUACAAGGCUUUGAGAGAUCAAAAUUGGGAUACUCCCAUUCAAUUCUUUGGUGGCCAUAGCCAUAUUCGAAGCUAUGCCAAAUACGACUCUAAAGCGUACGGGAUACAAAGCGGUCGAUAUAUGGAGACUGUUGGCUGGAUGUCCAUUGAAGGUAUCAAAAAGAACGAAAAGGAAAAGACACCCCAAGAAGAACACACUGCUAGUGCACAAGGUACUGAGGUUGCCGAACGUGCCAGCAUGUCUUUCCAAAGAAGGUAUAUCGAUAACAACCUUUUUGGCUAUCAUUUCCAUACUGGGCUAAACGAGACAACAUUUCCCACAGAGCAUGGCAAGAAUGUCUCUCGUUCUAUCGCCAAAGCUCGAAAGGCCCUAAACCUCGACCACAAUUUCGGUUGCGCUCCAAAGGAUCUCUGGAUGAGCAGAGCAAAAUAUCCUAGCAAAGACAGUCUUUUCUCGUGGCUUAGUGACGAAGUAAUGCCUGAUGUUGUAUCCCGUCUCGAUCGAAAAGAUGUUCCAACAAUAGCCAUUACCAACACAGGCGCCAUGAGAUUUGAUAUUUUUAAAGGUGCCUUUACAAGAGAUACUACCUUCAUCAUCUCUCCAUUUGUUAGCAAGUUUGUGUAUAUCAAAGACGUGCCAAUCGCUGCUGCCGAACAAGUUCUCCCACUUCUUAACAGCGGCGGCAACAUCUUUUCAUCCUCAAAUUUAGAUAUUAAUAAUCUCGCACCACCUGAACAUCUCUCCUACAAAACCGAUAUCCUUGCUCCCUCGAUACCCAUCUCGGAUCUUCCACCGCCAUCUAACGCUCAAUCUCCUCUCUUUUCAUCCUCCUCAACCCACAAACCCGACCUCAUUCCUGGCUAUACUACCAAGGAUGACAACGGCUCCGAUGGCGACGAUACAAUUCAUUCCCCUAUCACUUUCCAUCGUGUACCCAAUUGUAUCGAAUCCCGCAUUAAUAUCCCUUCCACCAGCUCAAAUCCCGAGACUGUAGAUUUAGUCUUCAUAGACUUCAUAAAACCAUGGGUCCUGGUUGCAUUGCGCUUCUCCGGGGCGGAUUAUACGGACGAAGAUGUUAACAGUUAUAGAAAUGAGACUUUGACGGAAUUAAUGGCCGGCUGGAUCAAGGAGAACUGGGGUCAGGAUUGUUAAAUUGUGUGCCUCUCUUUUGAGAGUUUAUGAGGAGUUGAAUUGCAUGGCAUAGGAUUAUUACUUUCGGGUCAGAUGCAUGGUGGAUGGCGUUCUUAUUGCAUAUUUCUCCCUGUAUUAAAAUGGGAUUUGAAUGAAAGUGGGAUGGAGCCUCUAAAGUGAGACGGCGCCAUGAAGUUUUACAUAGAUGCAGAGCUCAUGGGAUAUUGAACUGCGGUUCAACAAUGAGAGGCUUUCGAAAUCUAGAUCAUUUUACUGCGCUGGGCUCAUCAGAUUGAUUAAAUUAUUGUGAAAAUUCUUGACCAUUGUGGCAUUGAAUCGUUCCAGGUAAGAUCAAAAUAUUAAUUUGGCAUGUCUAGCGAACGAGGAAUUAAGAGAGUCCGUAAACUACCA